Phytophthora sojae is the source of this 639-nucleotide messenger RNA. RefSeq lists its product as hypothetical. The record is from RefSeq and is a predicted model, not a curated record. NCBI's taxonomy places the organism in Eukaryota, Oomycota, Peronosporomycetes, Peronosporales, Peronosporaceae. The transcript has a single exon. The annotation marks the transcript as partial.
AUGCAAUUGAGUUCAAAGAUCCAUCCUGAAGAAUACCCAAGGUCGCGAUGUAUCGCCGUCGUUCACGACACUCUCACCCAACUUUUUGAUGGCGCAGCACGCUACUGGAACAGCCUCCAGGUCGGCCACCGAGAGCGAUACUCCGUCCAGCGUCUGCUUUCCUUCAGAGACUACUACGAACGGACCUCCCCGACUCGAGUCAUCUUCGUUUGCUCCACGUCCUUGAUUCCAGCUUUCGUGCUGGCGGUGAUAAUGGAGUGCAUCCCGUUGAAGCCACCUGAAGCAGGAUGGAGAGCGAACUAUGCCUUCUGGAUCCGAUUGUUCGUGUCCUCGCUGCCGAUUUCGUUCGGAGCCGUGUUCCAAGUGAUAGAGGUGAUCGAACCAGGAGUUAUAUCGCCUACUGGGAUUAUCGUGACUGCUGUCGGCUCCUGUGCCGGCUACGUGGCCCUAACGAUGGGUCUCGCGGCUUCGUGGAGAUUCCCAGUCCCAUUCGGAUACGUGUUCUGCGUGCCGCCAUUUGUGACAAUCUACAUGAUUUUGUUCGUACUCAGCAUUGGGCCCAGAGUUUUGGUUCGAACGCCUCUACUACGCCGUCAGCUUUUCUCCCAGCUGCUCGUCGUAGCCGCUCAAGCCGUUUUA